This is a messenger RNA of Doryrhamphus excisus (bluestripe pipefish), 2234 nucleotides long. RefSeq names its product stomatin (gene stom). Gene Ontology annotation, cellular component: plasma membrane. The record is from RefSeq and is a predicted model, not a curated record. Lineage: Eukaryota; Metazoa; Chordata; Actinopteri; Syngnathiformes; Syngnathidae.
CCAUUCUUCGUUCAACACGCUUACGUCACAACACCUGUAAGUCCUAGCGUAGGGUAAAGACCUUACGCGUACGAGGGACAAACCCACAGUUGUUGAAGGAAGAUUGGUCGUUUUACGUUCAGUUGUUGUCUUGUUGCUAUUGUACAGUAUUGCCUUUAAACGUUCAAACUCUUCACUAUGGACAGCGAAGAAGUUGCAAUGAAAGCUGCAAAGAGACGAGAACGCCAGUCAGGUCCAAGCAGCGCUUUACAUGAUACGGAAGCCUUGGAGAGUGGAGACUCUGAUAUUGGCUUCUGUGGUUGGAUGUUGGUGGGACUGUCUCUUCUUCUCAUGGUGGUCACACUGCCCCUCUCCAUUUGGAUGUGCAUUAAGAUCGUGAAGGAGUAUGAGCGAGCCAUUAUUUUCCGCCUGGGACGCCUUCUGCGAGGAGGAGCCAAAGGACCAGGUUUGUUCUUCAUCUUGCCGUGCACUGACAGCUUUAUUAACGUGGACAUGCGCACCAUCACCUUCGACAUCCCACCGCAAGAGGUUCUGACGAAAGACUCGGUGACGGUGAGCGUGGAUGGCGUGGUUUACUACCGAGUUCAGAAUGCUACUCUGGCCGUGGCCAACAUCACUAACGCAGAUGCCGCCACUCGCCUGUUGGCCCAGACCACAUUGAGGAACGUUCUUGGUACCAAGAACCUGGCGGAGAUCCUGUCUGACCGUGAAGAAAUUGCACACAGCAUGCAGUCUACUCUUGACGACGCAACUGAUGACUGGGGCAUCAAGGUGGAGCGGGUUGAGAUUAAGGACGUCAAGCUUCCCCUGCAGCUCCAGCGAGCCAUGGCGGCCGAGGCUGAGGCCACACGGGAGGCCAGGGCCAAGGUUAUUGCUGCAGAGGGAGAGAUGAACGCCUCGAGGGCGUUAAAGGAGGCGUCGUUGGUGAUCGCCGAGUCUCCGUCUGCCUUGCAGCUGCGCUACCUGCAGACCCUCAACACCAUUGCGGCCGAGAAGAACUCCACCAUCAUUUUCCCUCUGCCUCUGGAGAUGAUGCAGGGUUUCACCAAACACUAAAAAGCAAAGCAUCGUCCACAAGUAAAAAGCAUGCACACACACACGACAUUUUCCACUUCUUAUGUUGUUGUCCAAACAUACAAGUGCCUGACACACACACACACUCUCUGUUCAUCCAUAUCGCCUGAUGCUGCCGUACCGCUGAAACCACUGCCGGCAUAUGCUUUAUUUUAUUCACAUAUAUUUUAGAAUCUAUUUUAAACAAAUUAUUAUUAUUCAACAUAGACGAAUAUGCUAUACAUAAGUCAUUAUCAAUCUUAGCAACACAUGUUGCUAAGCAGAAUUGGCUGAGCACAUCCAAACCUCUCACCUGCCUCCUCAUGUGUAUCUUUGUCUUCUUUAUCUUUUAACUAGAGGACGUAUAGAGUAUAACGUAUAGAGUACUAACCUGCAUGAGGGCUGUACAGCUGCAUUAGAAAAGACGCGUCCAGGUUGUGGACAGGAGGAGUGCCGUGCAAUUAACACUUCAAAUACCCUAAAUGGUGCCAUAUUUGUCAUCGAAGAUCUUAUAAUACAGCUCUACUGUAUUGUGGAAUGCUAUAAAGCUGGGUUUUUUUAGGUUUAUUCCCUAUGACUUGCUCAAGCCAUGCAGAAAACAAAGUCAUCUUUGAAGAAAAAGCCUUAACAUUUUUCUAUGCAUUUGCAAACAUAGCCUAAGAAGUUACAGUAAGUAUUUAGCCGAAAACAAGCCAAAUAGUCGAUAGGCUUUGGACUAGUCACUUUUUAUUGAAUGUGAGCAUACGCUAAUACAGUGAAUUUCUAACUGACUACUACUAAAUCAUGUAGAAUUAGUUCAUAUACAGCAUACAGUACUGCUUCACGCAAUGCCGUCACAUUAUUCACGGCCAUCUAACGGUAGAUGGUUUAGCUUUGAGAAGUGAAAUAUGCAUUAUAGCUGUUACUCAUUUUGUUACUUAAAAAUUAUGUUACAUUUGUUUUGUAAAGGGUUAAGAUUGCACCUCUGAUGUUUGUAUUUUUAUUAUUUAUACCAAACAAAUCCAGUAGAAACAAUAAAAAACCAAACUAUUUACUGAAAGCCAACUACUUUUAUUUGCAUACAAAUGUAGUAUAUAAUACUUCAAGUAAAAUGAAAUGUAUUAUUAUUUUCUGUAUUUGACUUAAGCCAGUCAGUAGUUUUUGUUCUGGUUUUAUCCUGACAAAAUAUUAAAGAUGGUAUC